GUUAUCAAUCAAUCGUAUUAGAUACAUAGUUUUGUCAUUCAGCAGUUGCAGAGCGCAUUUAAACAUGAUUUAAAUAUAACACCUUGCCUUUAGCCUUUGUCAUCUGAUGAGCAUUUCUCCAUAAAUUACUCUAAAUUUUCAUCAGUUGUUCGCCUUGUUGGCCUCCUUAAUAAAAUUCUUCACCUUCGGCCUCUUCUUCUUCACCUUUGGUCUCUAAGUCUCUCGUACCGUCUGGCAUUGUAUAUCUAUAUGUUACCUACUACCAUCAUAUCCUGGCACUACGACUGGGUUUUUAGAAUAGAGAUCUCGAAUGGUCUCAGAGCGUCAAAGAUGUUGUAUGUUAUUAAUCAAUCGUAUUAGAUACAUAGAUUUGUCAUUCUGCAGUUACAUAGUGCGUUUAAGCAUGGUUUAAAUGUAACACCUUGCCCUUGGUCUUUAUCAUCUGAUGGGCAUUUCUCUAUAAAUUACUCUAAAUUUUUAUCAGUUGUUCGCCUUGUUAGUCUCCUCAAUAAAAUUCUUCACCUUGGGCCUUUUCCUUGUUCUCUAAGUCUCUCACGCUUUAUCUUUAUGUUACUAGAUAUCUAUAUCAAUCAGUGGUUACUCAGUCAGUCAUCAGUUAGUCACUUUUGCCAUCGGGUUGUCCAUCCACUGUAGUAGGUGGCCGCUUUUAUUACAGAGUCGGAGGUGACGUAACAACAUUAACCACGUCAACAACAACAACAACAAGAAGAAGAACGGCCACAAACAAGAGUCAGAGCGUGGUCAUGCCAGAGCGACCGGCGGGCGAACGUUGCCCCUCCUCCAAACGCCCACUUCCACUGACCCUGCAUAAUUACCUUAAUAACAACAACCAGAUAAGACAAAAUGGCCAAUAUGACUCAUAGUCAGACUGUCCCUCAGCGGAAAAUCUACGUUAAAGACCUCAACCCCUAUAUCACGUGCAAUUUGUGUAAUGGAUACCUCAUAGAAGCCACCACCUUGGUAGAUUGUCUUCAUGUUUUUUGUAGGGCGUGCAUUUUACGCUACUUCGAGAACUCAAAGAUGGGUUGUCCCAUGUGCAACACCGUCUACAAAAAGAAGAACUUCCCUUGCUUCAGGCCCGAUCCCAUAAUGCAGUCGCUGGUGUACAAAUUGGUUCCUGGAUUGUACAGCAAAGAGGUUCAGCGGAGAGACGACUUCUACCGCAGCACGGCCAUCCGAGCCAGCAGUUCGUGUAGCGAAGACAGCGUGAUUGGCGAUCUCAGUCAAGAACACGAAGAAUGGAUGACUACCAACGUGGACGACCAGUUCCAGUACUUCAGCCCGGAUGACUCAAUAUCGCUCUCCGUGGAAUAUUACCAACCCCAUUUGGAUCAAAACGCGAACCGCGAAGACGCCCCGACGCAGAGCAGAACUAGCCCUAGUGGUAGUGUUCAAAGUGUAACCGAACCAAAUGUGAUUAAUAAAUUGAUUGUGAGUGACGGUUGUACGAACGGUUUAAAAACGGGUAACGAAGACGGUGAGGUUGUUGAGUGUUCCGGCGUGGAAGACAGUCAGAAGGCAAAGACCGUUAUAGAUAUUGUGCCAAAAAUUGAGGACGGUUGUACUAAAAGUGAUGCGGGUGAAAGUGACAAAGACGGGAGGAAAGACAAGAGAUAUUUGCAAUGCCCGGCGGCUGUAACCAUGUCCAUUCUCCAGAAAUUCGUGAGGAUGAAAUAUGCACUCAGUUUAGAGCAUAAGGUUGACAUUAUCUACAAUGGCGAAGUUUUACCCCAGUAUUUCAGUCUAAUGGAUGUUGCGUACACCUUCAAGUGGCAAAGGUUAAAACCGAUGCGAUUUUAUUAUCGCAUUUUCACCCCGAUCCGAAUCAAAAUUAUCAAAACUACCUCGAACGGCGAGAAACAGUUGCAAGUCGUAUCGGUUAAUCAGAAUAAUCCCAACAGCAAUGAGAAACAUGAAGGUCUCGACGAGGACCUCAAAACGGAUUCCGAUGCUGAAAUGCAAAACAAUAUAAACAAAGAAAAUUUAUUGGCCCAGUUGAAUCUGAAAAGCAAAGCCAAAAUCGAACAAGAGCAACAGCAGCUAGCGUCGGCCAACUUGAAAAAUUUGAGCUUGAAAACAAUGAAUCCGAAAGGAUCCGUUUGUCUUAAAGACGCGAUCUCGAAGUCCAAAGAUUUGAAAGAUUUAAAGAGCGUCAACUUUAAAGAAACUUAUUCCGGUGUUACAAAUUCCAAAAUUACAAAGACUCCUAAAGAAGUCACCCUUAAAGUAGAAACCAAAUCAUUUAUUCCAUCAGAGAAUAGCGUGAAAAUCGACAGAUUAAAAAAAAUAUAUGAACCAGAUGAUAUUGACCAGAAACUGUCUAAGCUUUAUGAGAACCACAAGGAAUCUAAAAAGCUGGACCAAAUAAAAAGUCCCAAACACAACAACCAUUACGGUAACAAGGAUCUCAAACUUAUUUACUCAAAAGCUAACUCCGUAGAAACGAAACCCCCUAGGGGUUCCGAGGACAACUGCAUAUACGAAUACGAAGAAAGAGAUGAAGACGAGAUACGAAAAUUCGCAGAGAAACGGGACAGAGAAUGGGCUUUACAAAAACAGAAAGACGAAGAGGAAGAGAAGUACCGUUCGAGUAAGAAACGUAAAAAAUCCAAGCAUUCUAAAAACGAUUUCGCACAUAAAAAGAGGAAACUCCAUGCCGAAAUCACCUCCAACGAAUCCCUCAACAAGGAAGAACCCCUGAAGCUCAAAGUGAAAUUGACCCCCCACAACGGUCACAAACAUAAACACCACAAAAACUACCAGAACAAUUCGCCAUCAUCAGAGCCCACCAGUCCCAAGCCAUCAUCCGAACUCAGCUCAAAGGAGAAACUGCUACAAAUGCGUCAAGUACGCCACAAGAACAUCACGGCGGAAAAAGACAAACAAAGAGACCAGGAUAUGAUACCUUAUGUUUCCGAAAGCAACGUUUCGGACAAAUCAACCCAAUCAGAGAACAAGGACAAAGAUCCCGAACCCAAAGUGACCUUCCACGCCAAACCAACAACAAAUCAAGCGAUAGACAGAAAAGUAUACGGCAAUAAGAAUAUUGUUGCACAAACCAAAACAAUGGAAACGAGCGGGACGCAAACGGCCAACAAUAACAACAACAACAACAACAAUAAUAAAAUGAAAGAUAUUCCGGCAGGAACUGGAACCACUACAACUCCUAAAAACGAAACCUUGAUCACCGGCAAGACUUUGCGAAGCGACUUUCCCAUUAAAACAAAUGCAAGCCAAGAAUUGAACACCACGAGGUAUCCUACGGUGCAAUUGGAGCGCCACGAACAAGCUGAAAGGCAAGUUCAAAAGACUUAUUUAAAGACGUUCCAGUCUUACACCGAAAAACUCGCCGAAAGCGUUGCUCAGAAGGCCGACAUGUCUAAAAUGAUGUUCCAAAAUCGAAUCUCACAAUCGCAAUCGCAAUCGUCAACGCACAACAACAAAUCACCGUUGGAACGUAAAAUUGCCAAUUUACAUCAACAGUACAGUUCUGAAAAUAAACCCAAACAACAACAACCUCCUGGAGGUAAAAUAUCCGUUCCGGAAAAACCUCAGACCCUCCUCAAUUCCCAAUACCAGACGGGCUUUACUGUUAGCAAAAUCGAAGCUGGAACCAAGAGGAAACUAGAAACAGUCCAUGACGAACAAGACAAACGUCCCAGCCUGGAAAUAACUCUCAUAAAUCCACCUGUCACGAACAAUUCACCUUCGCAAAUGCAAAAGUCCAAAUCCACGACGACAGAAGCGAAACCCGGCAUGAAACGGCCACCACCGGCAACGAUACCAUUGGAAAGGAUUAAAAAAUCGAGUAACCUAAAAUCAGGCAUAAGCAUCAUCCCGAAAAUCCCCGAAAGCCAGGGUCCUUUAGAUCUGUCCAGUUCCUGCAAACACCCGGAUACGUUCCUAAACAGGCCAAACGGAAGUACAGGGUCAUCCGCAAGUCCAAAAGUCCAACAACCCACCAGCAGUCCCAAGAACACAACUGUAGCACAGGAACGAGUCAAAACAUCAACGUCUGAUAAAAAUAUUCAACUGUCAAACUUGCAAAUGUUAUCCAAAGUAGCUUUGGAACAUUCGAACAUUAACAAGAGCCCGGUUCCGACUCUUCUGAAUAUAAGUAAGAAACCCCCGAUGCCGACGCUUCAGACCAUCAGAAUACCCAUGCCCAACCAGCAAAACAUGACGGCGACGAAAUCACCCAACCUGGCCAGGCUGCCAAAGCUGACCGAAAUAAACAAGAGCACGUUCCGAAUGAUGAGUCCCCAGAUGAGGAACAUGCGUCCCAAUCAAAACCAGAACAUCAGGAGCAUUCCGAAUCCCAGUUUGUUGGUGAGACAGCAAAAUCAGAAUCGACUGAAUUCGAUGAGUUCCGCCCAGAUUGGAAACGGCGACGGCGUCGAGGACGGUAGCAAAACAAACGCCACCGAAAACAACAAAAUCACGGACCAAAACGAAAAAAAGAACGACGACGAGAAGAAAGAAAAGGAACAAAAGUCUGACAAUAGCGAAAAAAAAGAUAACAAUAGCGAAACAAAUGCACCUAAAGUCGACGAUAGCAAUAAAGCGACCAGUUAACAUACAAACGACCGUGCAGGUUAAACGUUUUUACACUUCUACGCGUUUGUUUUCCUUUUUUUUUGUUAUUACUUACUUAGGUGUUUUUUCAGUUUUGUAAUCUCUUAAUCACCUGAUUAAAUCGUGCAAAUAAUGUUUGCUGUUAAUGUGAUAUAGGUACAAGUAUACAUACAUACAUGCCUAUUUUAAUUGUACAUAUCCGUUUUUCGUUUUAAUCUAAAUCACACGAUAAUAAGAACGCAAGUCACUCCCAAUACGAGACUGUUUAAUUUUAUUCCAAUAGCUGAAAAUCGGUGGUAAACUGUUUAUUAUCUAUCUAUCUAUCUAUUUACCCCUUGUAGCACACGGGGUGUAGAUAGCUAAUAAAAGUGAAAGAAUUUUUUUGUCUCCUACUUUUUUCUGUUUCUAUAAUCUGCAAAUAGAGAUGUUGUAAUCGUAAUUUUAUCCACUUAACAUUGUAAAUACGAUGAAUUACAUAAAGAUAUAUGUAUAUAUCUAAAUAAUACUUACAUAAAUACACAAGGUGAUUCGCCACAGAUCUGCUAGAUAACGGGGUAAAGGUCUAGAUGAUGGAAUCGAAAGGGGAGGUCUCUCCCAACACUGUACCAUAAAAAGUUAGGGGGUUAGAUGAUGGCCCCCAACCCCCGAAGGGGGUGGGGGUAGGGGGGAUUGAA
Molecule: messenger RNA, 5270 nt
Organism: Agrilus planipennis (emerald ash borer)
Lineage: Eukaryota; Metazoa; Arthropoda; Insecta; Coleoptera; Buprestidae
Product: protein suppressor 2 of zeste
Exons: 7
Coding region: 865-4596 (1243 amino acids)
Biological process (GO): negative regulation of transcription by RNA polymerase II
Cellular component (GO): PRC1 complex
Molecular function (GO): metal ion binding; promoter-specific chromatin binding
Source: RefSeq, a predicted model, not a curated record